Messenger RNA from Trametes versicolor FP-101664 SS1, 669 nucleotides. RefSeq names its product putative methylase. Gene Ontology annotation, molecular function: S-adenosylmethionine-dependent methyltransferase activity; protein methyltransferase activity; nucleic acid binding. Bases 1 to 669 code for a protein of 222 amino acids. Gene Ontology annotation, biological process: methylation. The transcript is spliced from 7 exons. The record is from RefSeq and is a predicted model, not a curated record. Lineage: Eukaryota; Fungi; Basidiomycota; Agaricomycetes; Polyporales; Polyporaceae. Gene Ontology annotation, cellular component: eRF1 methyltransferase complex.
AUGAUUCCUACACCAGACCUUUCGCACCUCAAGAACGAGGAUUAUAAGCAUGUAUAUGAGCCAGCUGAGGAUACCUUCAUCCUUCUCGACGCGUUGGAAGAGGACGCGAAGGUGCUACAAAAUAUAAAGCCCCUUGUUUGUCUUGAAAUUGGCUCAGGCUCCGGCUGCGUUAGUGCUUUCGCAGGCAGAAUUAUCGGUUCAUCUGCAUCACUAUACCUCACCACGGAUAUCAACCCGCACGCGUGCAAAAGUACCAAAGCUACUGGGAAACAGAAUGGAGUCUCUAUCGACCCAUUAUUGGCAUCCUUGACAGGAUCCCUUCGUGCUCGCCUACGACAUGCCGUCGAUAUCUUGCUAUUCAAUCCGCCGUAUGUCCCAACUGACACGGACGAAGCGGAUGAAGCUCAAGAAGCAGCGAAUAUCGCUGGAGCUUGGGCGGGCGGGCACGAUGGCAUGGCGGUGACGGAUAUCCUGCUGGAGCAGGUGGAGAGCCUCCUGUCCCCUCGAGGGCGAUUUUACUUAGUCGCCGUGAAGCAAAACGAUAUCCAGAGCAUAUGCAGCCGAAUGCUUAGCCAGCAUGGCCUCAAAGGCGAGAUAGCGCUACAGCGUCGAGCGGGACGAGAACAUCUAUAUGUCUUGCGGUUCACUCGACAAGACUCCGAGACGUGA